UUGGCAUUGUCAUAUAUAAAGCAACACAACUUUUAAAAGAAGCGGUAAAUUCCAGCAACAAGAAAAAAGGGCAGAUUUAAAUAAUUAAUAAUGGACCGCACCAUAAUUGCCCCACGAAAGGCCGAAGAGAAGGAACAGAGUGAGAAACUUUAUGUAAAACUUCAAGGCCUUGGAAUGCUCUAUCCAAUGAAUGAUGAAUUGAAGCCAUUGGUGUCCAAAGAUAUGUUCAUCAAGCCAAAUCAGCCAGCCUUCCUGCAGGUAAUGGCUUAUCUAUUCCGCUUGCAUGAUUCCGUAGAGUUUAAAAAGCGCUUCUACUGGCCAAUUACAAGUAAAAAAGAAGAGGCAACCUUCCGUUCGGCUACAGUGGAAUAUCUCAAGGAUUUGAACGAAAAACAUCAAUUGAAAUUCGGUGACAUCAAGUCUUACUUGGUGGUGAUGCCAGGCGGAUUAAAGUUCAUUAAUUUUCUAUCUGAAUUUAUUGGAUUUGUCAUUCGGGAAAUGUGCAAGACCCAAGAAAAGUCAUUGCGUCAAAGUUUAGGUAAAGAUUUCGAUGUUCUACGAAAGAUGCCACUAAAGACCAUGCAAAAGAGAAACAAGUUAUUAAAAGAAGCAGCUUCGUCAUAUGUGGAGGACAUUACCGAAAACUCGGCUCUUUUGAAGGAAAAAAUUCAGAAAAUGAAGGGUAUGAUAUCGCAGAUGUCAAAUAAAACCGGUGUGCCAGUGUCUGUAAUGAUGGAUGAGAGUUUCAUCCAGAACUUUGAAGCCAGUAACAUGCAACUAAUUAAAGAAAGAGUUACCGAGCCAGCUGCCAGAUUGGCAGCUCUUGAGGCUCCACUUUGUGGCCUUAAGGAGGACAUGGAACAGUUUCAAGCUAAACAAUUGGAAAAUAGUCAGGCCAAAGAGUCUGUAAACCAAGCGCUAAAAGUACUUGGCCAUAGUCAUCAAACCGAGUCUGAAGGCUCUAAGAUCAAUGCGUUGUUAAGUUCUUUCAAUAAAAUUAGCGAAACAAUUGCAGAGCAAUUAGAUGCCAACGAUCAUUACAACGAGUCCAAUGAGUAUGUUACGAAACAAUUGGCCGAACUCCAACUUGAUCUAACGCAAAUGCAGAAUCAAGCUACAGAGAUACAAAAGAGCGUGAAUAUUCGCGGUAAGGAGCUGCACAACAACAAAAAUUUGCCAUCGGAUCAGACCUUGGAAGUCCCUGCUACGCCUCGCAUAAAUAAUUUGGCUGCUGAGCAUCCUUUUAUGCUGAAAUAUGUUUCCACGCCACCGAUCAAAUUGGAAUUGCCGCCAAAUGGUUCGCGGAAUCCUCAAGUACGGUUGCCUCUCCAAGACGACAUCGUUGAUGCAAAUCUACAAUUUGAAGCCCUAAGUAAAACCUUAGUAGUCCCAGCUCCACCUCGAUCGGCGCGAAAAGGAGUCAAUAUGGAUCAUACCUUAGAUCAAAGCUCGGCAACAAAUCGUUCCAAGAUACUUGAUCCAAUGCAGCUGCUAAGAACCAUCAAUAAGAAGACAUCCCAAUCCCAUACGAAUCCCAACCAAACAAUGCAGCCAAAGUCCAAUCUCUCUUCGUUGGGCAGUAAAUGGAAAGAGUUGCAAGCUUCCUUUGGAUUUGAAGAGACCACGCCGGUAUCAUCUAGUUCUCUGCUCGGUUCACAUGAGCGAACAAUUACUGAACCCACAGGAGAUACCAAUAGUUCGCUGAUGGCCAAGAAGAGUGCUGCCAUGAUGAAGGUGCUCGAUGCAUCGCUUAAUGUGCAAAAUCUCAGCACUUCGCCAUCGGGUAGACUGGAUCCUUUAGUGCCAUUACCGCCUCGUCUUCAAUUGAACGAUUUUACAAUUACUAAUUCAGAGCCUCUGGAAAUGGAUGAGAAAUUAAAUAGUCCUUUAAACUUGAGUUCCAAUCAACAGGAUUUUGAGCUGCAAAACAUUAGCGAUAGUGUACUCAAGGAUAUUUCCAUGUAGACACUUCGAAUAAUAUAACUAAAACUGUAAAAAUCAAAAAGAAUAUAUUUAUAAUAGGUUUAAUUAAAUUAAACUAAACUAAGCUCUAGAAUUUUCUUCAAACAGAAAGUAAAAACGAUAAAAUACUCUUAAAACUGUAAAAAUUAAAAAAGAAAUGUUUAAUUGAAUUAAACUAAACUGAAGUUAAUAUACAUAUCCUUAGAUCAAUCUUCAAAUUCGAAAGAUUUUUAAAAAAGUCAAUGUUUAGAAUUUUGUUUUUCUUUUUUAGUUUUUUAUUUUUCUGUUACACAUUAAUAUAUUUUAAAAAAAAAUCAUGAAAUUCAUA
Messenger RNA from Drosophila willistoni, 2290 nucleotides. It is a transcript of the gene dgt6, whose product is annotated as augmin complex subunit dgt6. The transcript is spliced from 2 exons. The coding region runs from base 91 to 1965 and encodes 624 amino acids. Lineage: Eukaryota; Metazoa; Arthropoda; Insecta; Diptera; Drosophilidae. Gene Ontology annotation, biological process: spindle assembly. The record is from RefSeq and is a predicted model, not a curated record. Gene Ontology annotation, cellular component: mitotic spindle microtubule; HAUS complex. Gene Ontology annotation, molecular function: microtubule binding.